UCCACGAGAACAAAACGACCUCGCACCCUCUCACCCGAGAAAUCCGGCGUAACUACAUGGCAAAAUGAGCACCCAAAACCUCCUCCGCCAAGCCCUCUUGGGCUUCUUCCUCCUCUCCCUCCCCCUCCUCUCCCUCUCCCAGUCCCCUCCCCCCCUCCCCCAAAUCAACCCAAGGCUGGAGAAGGCCUACGUCGCCCUCCAAGCCUUGAAGCACUCCAUUACCUCCGACCCCAAGAACUUCACCCUCAACUGGUGCGGCCCGCAUGUGUGCAACUACACCGGCGUCUACUGCGCGCCGGCCCCCGACGAUCCCCACGUGCUGACCGUCGCCGGCGUCGACCUCAACCAUGCCAGGAUCGCCGGCACCCUCCCGGAGGACCUCGGCCUCCUCACAGACCUCGCGCUCUUCCACAUCAACUCGAACCGCUUCGAGGGAACCCUCCCCACCUCCUUCAACCAGCUCGAGCGCCUCUACGAGCUCGACGUCAGCAACAACCUCCUCGAGGGCCCCUUCCCCUCCGUCGUCCUCCACCUCCCUUCCCUCAAGUUCCUCGACAUCCGGUACAACAAAUUCCACGGCGACGUCCCCUCGGAUGUCUUCGACCUCACGCUCGACGCCUUCUUCAUCAACAGCAACCAGUUCCGCUUCUCUUUGCCGGAAAACAUCGGGAACUCCCCCGUCUCCGUCCUCGUCGCGGCCGACAACCAGCUCAACGGCUGUUUACCCAAGAGCCUAGGCAACAUGGCCAAAACACUAAAUCAAAUCAUUCUCAUUAACAGCAGCAUCAGCUCCUGCAUACCGCCGGAGAUCGGGAAGCUCGAGAACCUGACGGUUUUCGACGUGAGCUUCAACAAUCUCGUGGGACCAUUGCCGGAGAGCAUCGGAAACAUGAAAAAACUGGAGCAGCUGGACGUAGCCCAUAACAAGCUCUCCGGGUUCAUUCCGGAGAGCAUCUGCGAGCUGCCAAGGCUGAAGAACUUCACAUACUCUUAUAACUACUUCUGCGGCGCGCCGGAGCAGUGUUUGAGGAUUAAGAGGACGGACGACAAGAAGAACUGCAUACCAGAUUGGCCGAAGCAGAGGUCGGAGGAGGAGUGCCAUGCAUUCCUAUCCAAGCCUGUGUAUUGUGAUUCCAAUGGCUGCAUAGCGCCGCCGCCGCCGCCACCACCACCUCCUCCUCCUCCACCGCCGCAUUAUCAUUAUUAAGAUGAACUGUUUGUUUGUUGGUAAAUAUAUGCUUAACGUUUCGUUUCAAGAUGUACUUAAUUGGAAAACUCAUGAUGACAGACUUUACUGUUUGAUCAAAUAAGGAGGAGAUCGAUUGUUUUAAGUCCUCUGAUAUAUAAAUCUUUCUGUGUCUUCCUUUUC
This is a messenger RNA of Phoenix dactylifera (date palm), 1369 nucleotides long. RefSeq names its product Leucine-rich repeat (LRR) family protein. Gene Ontology annotation, molecular function: protein binding. NCBI's taxonomy places the organism in Eukaryota, Viridiplantae, Streptophyta, Magnoliopsida, Arecales, Arecaceae. The record is from RefSeq and is a predicted model, not a curated record.